AUGUCACGAACAACAGCCCUCUCUUCCUUUAUCGAUAGCGCACCGCCGGGUGAGCUCGCGGAUGUCACCAAGGCAAUCAAGUCAAUCCUCGGUGACGACUCUGUACAGAACGAGCUCUCUCCUGCAUUCCAAAAGUACAACGAAGAGCAAUUCGCUACGACCAAGCUCCCCGGCGGAAGCACUGAGGUCCUAGUCAGCCAGUACAACUCGCUGGGCGACGGCAGGUACUACGACAUUGACACGCAGAGCUCGUUUGAUUUCGACCAUGUCACUGGCAAGGCAAGCGCCGUGCAGAGCUACGUAAUAGAAACUGCCAAUGACGACCUUCUCAAGAGCCUCAACAAAGCCCUGAGCACACACGCUGCAGAACACUACCCCAAGUCCUCACACGGCGUGUACCCAAUCCCCUCAUCCUCCAACUUCGCCAUCAUCACCGUCGCAAACAAGUACUCGCCCACAAACUACUGGAACGGCCGCUGGCGCAGCUCAUACAUCUACGACUCAUCCUCGGGUAGCAUCACAGGCAGCAUAAAAGUCGACGUGCACUACUACGAAGAUGGUAACGUGCGCCUGCUUACCACCAAGGAGAUCAGCGUUAAUGGUAGCGGCGCCAGCGGACCGGAGGUCGUGAGGAAGAUUGCGGCUGAGGAGAAGAAGUACCAGGAGGAUUUGAACAAGGCGUUUGCCAGUUUGAGUGAGGGCGCGUUCAAGUCGCUGAGGAGACAGCUGCCGAUUACCAGGCAGAAGAUUGAGUGGGAGAAGAUUAGUGGGUACAGGUUGGGUCAGGAUAUUGGCGGUGGAAGGAGGUGA
This is a messenger RNA of Bipolaris zeicola 26-R-13, 810 nucleotides long. RefSeq lists its product as uncharacterized. The transcript has 3 exons. Lineage: Eukaryota; Fungi; Ascomycota; Dothideomycetes; Pleosporales; Pleosporaceae. Gene Ontology annotation, biological process: barbed-end actin filament capping; actin cytoskeleton organization. The record is from RefSeq and is a predicted model, not a curated record. Gene Ontology annotation, cellular component: F-actin capping protein complex; actin cortical patch. Bases 1 to 810 code for a protein of 269 amino acids. Gene Ontology annotation, molecular function: actin filament binding.